Molecule: messenger RNA, 476 nt
Organism: Didymodactylos carnosus
Lineage: Eukaryota; Metazoa; Rotifera; Eurotatoria; Philodinida; Philodinidae
Source: the annotation of a GenBank genome assembly
UAAAGUCACUAUUAGGAUUAAAAUCCACAUGUCGAGAUUUCCAUACGACAAUGAGUGAUAAUUUAUUGUGGCAAUAUUUAUGUAACAGAGAUUUUGAUAAAACAGCAUUAAUGAGCGUUAGUCAAACAGAUGCCAACGUUGGUGAUUGGAAUCAACGUUAUAAAACAUUAUACAUACAGAAACAAGCAAUAAUUAGACAACAAUACAAAACUCCAUUUGUCCAUCCAUCUUUUUUUCCCAUACCACCAAAUCAUCAACCACAUCGUUUAUUAUUUCAAGAUGGACUUCCGAUUACAACCUCCACAUUUCAUCCAUUUCCACUCUAUCGUCCAAUACCACCGGGCAUAUUUCGAAUUUGCUCAAGUUCUCCUAAUCCACAAGUCUAUUGUCAACCUCUUUUAUGUAAAUACGUCGUGAUUUUUGCAGCUGCUACAAUGGUACCAUUACCAUGUUUUCAUCCUGUGUGGUUGGGCUAA